UUGCGCCGUGGCGCGGUCAUGCAUUUGACAUUCUGCCCCUGAAGCGCCAGGGACAGGCGCCGGACGCGCCGGCUGCCGAUUCGGUGAUCCCCGGGAACUGGGACUUGGGGGCUCGCGUGAGCAUCACUCGUGGGAGAGGAGGAGGCUUCGUUUGCUUUCUGUUUGGAAUGUGCGGUGAGCAUCCUCUGCCGGAGCUUGGGGCCUGGAGCAAACCCGGGCUGCAGAUUUAGACGUAGACGUUUGGGAGGACGUGCAGCUGCAGAGGUCUGGCUUCUCAUGCCUGGUCUUCUCCGUUAGCGGUGCUCAGCUGCCUUUCGUUUCUUAUGAUUAAUUUUAGGAACACCGUCACAGGCAGUUAUUUCUUUGAGAGUCGGAAGUCUUUGGAGUCAGCACAGAGAGCUCACGAGGAGAGUUAUAAGGGUUCGGUCAAUAGUAAACUUGGAAAAAGGACAGCGUCGGUGAUAUUAUGGAGAGAGGUGGACAAGAGGCAAACUUCACCGCGGCCUUUUAGCCUUUGUGGAUAUGAUUUCUGCUUUGCUCUGCUAGAGUCAUGCAAACUCGGAGUUCUUCUUUGUAGGAAAACAACCUCAGAGAGGCAGGCAGGAUGGCUAGCUCGGCCCGGGAGCAUUUGCUUUUUGUGCGGCGUCGGAAUCCACAGAUGCGGUACACCCUGAGCCCAGAGAACCUGCAGAGCCUCACAGCCCAGAACUCCAUGCCCGAGAACAUGGCCCUGCAGCGGGCCAACAGUGACACGGACCUGGUGACUUCUGAGAGCCGCUCCAGCCUGACGGCCAGCAUGUACGAAUACACACUGGGGCAAGCCCAGAACCUCAUUAUCUUCUGGGAUAUUAAGGAAGAGGUUGACCCCAGUGAUUGGAUCGGACUCUAUCACAUAGAUGAGAAUUCUCCAGCCAACUUCUGGGAUUCUAAAAACAGGGGUGUGACUGGAACCCAAAAAGGACAAAUUGUAUGGCGAAUUGAGCCCGGGCCCUACUUCAUGGAACCGGAGAUCAAAAUCUGUUUCAAAUACUACCAUGGCAUUAGUGGGGCCCUGCGAGCCACAACCCCCUGUAUUACUGUGAAGAACCCAGCUGUGACGAUGGGGGCGGAAGGCAUGGAAGGAGGUGCUUCAGGAAGCCUGCACUCUAGGAAACUUGUCAGCUUCACGUUGACAGAUCUCAGGGCAGUUGGGCUCAAGAAAGGGAUGUUCUUCAAUCCUGACCCUUAUCUUAAGAUGUCCAUUCAGCCAGGGAAGAAGAGCAGUUUCCCUACGUGUGCCCACCACGGGCAGGAGAGAAGAUCCACUAUCAUCAGUAAUACCACGAAUCCAAUCUGGCACAGAGAGAAAUACUCCUUCUUUGCCCUUUUGACUGAUGUCUUAGAAAUUGAAAUCAAAGACAAAUUUGCCAAGAGCCGGCCCAUCAUCAAACGCUUCCUGGGAAAACUAACCAUUCCAGUGCAGAGGCUGCUGGAGCGGCAGGCUGGUGACCAAAUGCUCAGCUACAACCUUGGCAGACGGCUCCCAGCUGACCACGUGAGUGGCUACCUCCAGUUUAAAGUGGAAGUCGCAUCUUCUGCUCACGAAGAUGCAUCUCCGGAGGCUGUCGGCACCAUUCUCGGAGUUCACACUGUGAAUGGAGACCUGGGCAGCCCUUCUGAUGAGGAGGAUAUGCCAGGGAGCCAUCACGAUAGCACUAUUUGUGCUAAUGGGCCAGUGUCUGAGGACAGUGUUGCUGAUGGGACCCCCAAGCAUUCUUUCAGGACUAGCUCUACUCUGGAGAUCGACACAGAGGACCUAAUCUCUACUUCUUCAAGAAAUUCACCCCCCAGGGGCCGCCAGGAUUCACUCAAUGAUUACUUAGAUGCUAUUGAACACAAUGGCCCCUCCAGGCCAGGGGUCGCAGCCUCCUCUGAGCGGUCCAUGGGAGCCUCUCCCAAACUGAGGAGUAGUUUUCCCACUGACACAAGACUCAACGCGAUGCUUCACAUAGACUCAGAUGAAGAAGACCAUGAGUUUCAGCAAGACCUAGGCUACCCAUCUUCUUUGGAGGAAGAAGGGGGCUUGAUCAUGUGCAGCAGGGUGUCGAGAAUUGAUGAUGGGAGCCUAACAUCUCAGACCAAACCAGAGGAUGACAACCCCGUCGAGAAUGAGGAUGCCUCCGUACAUGAAACUGCUUCCUUAGAAGAGAGGCCGGAGAAUCUUCCAGAGGUUGCAGAUGGCUCCUUGCCAUCAAGUAUAGCCCCUGAUGAAAAUGAAGCCAGCCUGGAGCCUCAACCCAGCGCAGACCAGGGUAGCACUGAAUUGUGUAGCUCUCAAGAAGUAGAUCAGCCCACAAGUGGCGUGGACGCGGGAGCUUCGGACACAUCUGGAGGGAGCCGCAGAGCUGCCAGUGAGACUGAGUCCCUGGACCAGGGAUCUGAACCUUCCCAGGUGUCGUCUGAGACAGAACCCAGUGACCCUGCAAGGACAGAGAGUGUGAGUGAGGCCAGUACCAGACCCGAGGGAGAGAGUGACCUGGAAGGUGCUGACAGCUCGUGCAAUGAGAGUGUGACUACACAGCUGUCCUCCGUGGAGACACGGUGCUCAUCUCUAGAGAGUGCACGGUUUCCAGAAACCCCGGCCUUUUCUUCUCAGGAAGAGGAAGAUGGGGCCUGUGCAGCUGAGCCCACCAGCAGCGGCCCCACCGAGGGGUCGCAGGAGUCCGUCUGCACUCCUAGUUCUUUACCUGCUGUGCAGGUGCCUAGCCCGGAUGAGGAAGGGCCAGGGGCUGAAGCUGCUGCUUUAUCUGAGCAGGGGGAACUGGGGGAGGUCUGGCAGAGGAGGGGGAGUCUUGAGGGAGCAGCUGCUGCUGCCCCUGCUGCUGCCCCCGAUAGCCAGCCCCAGGAAGAUGAGGAUGCUGGGGAUGCCCAAGGUGCCUGCGAAGGGGCCACUGCUCAGGAGGAGGGCGCCACUGGAGGUUCCCAAACCAAUGGCCACCAGCCCUUGAGGUCACUACCUUCAGUGCGCCAGGACGUCAGCCGGUACCAGAGAGUGGACGAGGCUCUCCCACCAAACUGGGAGGCACGGAUUGACAGCCACGGCAGGAUCUUCUACGUGGACCAUGUAAACAGAACCACAACGUGGCAGCGGCCCACUGCUCCCCCUGCCCCGCAGGUCCUGCAGAGAUCUAACUCCAUACAGCAAAUGGAGCAGCUGAACCGGCGUUAUCAGAGCAUCCGCAGAACCAUGACCAAUGAGAGGCCUGAGGAAAAUACCAGUGCUAUCGAUGGGGCAGGGGAAGAGGCCGACUUUCACCAAGCCAGCGCAGACUUCCGCCGGGAAAACGUCCUGCCCCACUCUACCUCCAGAUCCAGGCUCACGCUGCUGUUACAGUCACCUCCCGUGAAGUUCCUCAUCAGCCCAGAGUUCUUCACCGUGCUGCAUUCUAACCCUAGUGCCUACCGCAUGUUUACAAACAACACGUGUUUGAAGCACAUGAUCACCAAAGUCCGGCGGGACACCCACCACUUUGAACGCUAUCAGCAUAACAGGGACCUCGUGGGAUUCCUCAACAUGUUUGCUAACAAACAGCUGGAACUACCGAGGGGCUGGGAGAUGAAACAUGAUCAUCAAGGCAAGGCAUUUUUUGUCGACCACAACUCCAGGACCACCACAUUCAUUGAUCCUCGGCUCCCGCUUCAGAGCAGUAGGCCUACAAGUGCGUUGGUUCAUCGACAGCACCUGACGAGGCAGCGCAGCCACAGCGCGGGUGAGGUAGGAGAGGACUCUCGGCACGCAGGACCACCAGUUCUUCCCAGGCCAUCCAGUACAUUCAAUACGGUCAGUAGGCCACAGUACCAGGACAUGGUUCCAGUGGCCUACAAUGACAAAAUUGUUGCGUUUUUGCGUCAACCCAACAUCCUUGAAAUUCUGCAAGAGCGUCAACCUGAUCUUGCCAGAAACCACUCACUCAGGGAGAAGAUCCAAUUCAUCCGAACUGAAGGGACCCCUGGAUUGGUGCGGCUCUCAAGCGAUGCAGACCUUGUCAUGUUACUGAGCUUAUUUGAGGAAGAGAUAAUGUCAUAUGUGCCUCCUCAUGCCUUACUCCACCCCAGCUACUGUCAGUCCCCGCGUGGCUCCCCUGUGUCAUCUCCCCAGAACUCUCCAGGUACUCAACGUGCCAAUGCCCGGGCUCCAGCCCCUUACAAGAGAGAUUUUGAAGCCAAACUAAGGAAUUUUUACAGGAAGUUAGAAACUAAAGGAUACGGACAAGGCCCAGGAAAAUUAAAGUUAAUUAUCCGAAGAGACCACUUGCUGGAAGACGCUUUCAAUCAGAUUAUGGGCUACUCCAGAAAGGACCUGCAGAGGAAUAAACUGUACGUCACCUUUGUCGGGGAGGAAGGGUUGGAUUACAGUGGGCCUUCCAGAGAGUUUUUCUUCCUGGUGUCCCGAGAGCUCUUUAACCCCUAUUACGGCUUAUUUGAAUAUUCAGCCAAUGACACAUAUACAGUACAAAUAAGUCCCAUGUCUGCCUUUGUAGACAAUCAUCAUGAAUGGUUCCGAUUCAGUGGGAGGAUCCUCGGUCUUGCACUAAUACACCAGUACUUGUUGGACGCCUUCUUCACGCGACCCUUCUAUAAGGCUCUUCUCAGAAUUCUGUGUGACCUGAGUGAUCUGGAAUACCUUGAUGAGGAGUUCCACCAGAGCCUUCAGUGGAUGAAAGACAAUGACAUCCAUGACAUCCUAGAUCUCACGUUCACUGUGAAUGAAGAAGUUUUUGGGCAGAUUACUGAACGAGAGCUAAAACCAGGGGGAGCCAAUAUUCCAGUCACAGAGAAGAACAAGAAGGAGUACAUUGAGAGAAUGGUGAAGUGGAGGAUCGAGAGGGGCGUGGUGCAGCAGACAGAGAGCUUAGUUCGCGGUUUCUAUGAGGUAGUAGAUGCCAGGCUAGUAUCUGUCUUUGAUGCAAGAGAACUGGAACUGGUCAUUGCUGGCACGGCUGAGAUAGAUCUCAAUGACUGGAGAAACAACACUGAAUAUAGAGGCGGGUACCAUGACAAUCACAUUGUAAUUCGGUGGUUCUGGGCUGCAGUAGAACGAUUCAACAAUGAACAGCGACUAAGGUUGUUACAGUUUGUUACAGGCACGUCUAGCAUUCCCUAUGAAGGAUUUGCUUCUCUCCGAGGGAGUAAUGGUCCAAGAAGAUUCUGCGUGGAAAAAUGGGGAAAAAUCACCGCUCUUCCCAGAGCCCACACUUGUUUUAACCGCCUGGAUCUUCCUCCAUACCCUUCCUUUUCCAUGCUUUAUGAAAAACUCUUGACGGCUGUUGAAGAGACCAGUACCUUUGGACUUGAGUGACCUGGAAGCAUGAUGCUCAGCUCUUCGUGGACAGGCGGGUCCGGAAGCUGGCUUCCAUUACAACAAACUGAGUGCUGCUCUCUGGGAACACAUGCUCCUAUGUUUGGGGUCUGGCUGUGAGUUCUUUUGGAAGGAUUGGGGUGAGCUUGGUGCCCGUGGAACAACCUAAUUGUCUUUCAAUCAACAGUUCUUGACUGCCAAACCUUUCCUAUUUGUUCCCAUGUUCCAAGAUAAAAGAAGAACCUGCACAUGAUAAACUCCAUGGUGACUUUUAGAGAUUCCGGAGGAUCUUGAAACUCUCCCAUACACUUCAAGCCAAACUGGCAGCACCGACGACCCAAUCUCUAAAUUAGCGCAAGCGAAAGGAAAUCAUUAAAAUAUAUAUAUAUAUUUCCUGAAAGUACAUUUGUUUAAGCCCUAAGUUAUAGCAGAAUAUUUAUUUCUUGCUUAUGAGUGCCUGCAUGGUGUGCACUAUAGGUUCCAACCUUCACAGGACACGUGUGAAAAAUGAAACCAAGUCAGUAUGUGAUAAUUUUAAAGAUUUGCGGUAAGGUUGGUCUGUGACAAUGUAUAUGCAAGUGGUCUGUGUGUAAUUAUGGCUGAAGACAAACUUAUUCAAUGAAUUACUAAUGACAGAUUUUAUGCUUUAUAAUGCAUGAAAACAAUUUAAAAAUAUCUAGCAAUUAAUCACAGCAUAUCAGGAAAAUAUCCACAGUGAAUUCUGUUUAUUUUUUAUAGGUUCAUCAUAUUUCUGUUCUUUAAGAUGUAUAUAAGGACCUACCUACCAUAUUGUAUGUACCACCUCUCCAUCUUCAUGUUCCAUGCUUACUCGGGCAUCUUGCUAGUAUGUACCCUUUUAAGCACGCUCAAGGGAACUAAAGGGCCUUUUAUUUUUAUAAAAGUUAAAAAAAAAAAAUCCCCAAAAUAUUUUGCACUGAAUGUAGCAAAGUGGCGAAGGGACACUACAAUAUGACUAACAGCAGCUCCAUCAGUUGAUGACUACAAUAGAAGUAGCAUUUAAAUCAGACUUCCUUCACAGUUGCCAUGUCAACCACUGCAAGGACUGUGCAUCUAAGUAAUAAUUUUGUAAGACUCACUAUAUGUGAUAGUAUGAUAUGCAUUUAUUUAAAAUGCAUUAGACACUCUUCCAUCCAUCAACUACUUUACAGGAUGGCAUUUAUUACAGAUAUUUCGUAUUUCCCCCACGGCUUCUUAUUUGUACAACAUCAUUAAACACUGAGCUUGGUUAGGGAGCCAUCAGCAAUGCCAGAGAGAUCAGCUAGCUCUCUUUCAUCGUAAGAGUUCCACUUUCUCUCAUCAAUGAAGAUACCAUAAAUUGAAACUCUCAGUACUAUAUUUCUAAGCCUGCAUUUUCACUGAUGCAUAAUUUUCUUAUUACUAUCAAGAAAACAAUUUUGUAUGGUCUCUCAGAAACUGCAUGUCAUCACUGACGGGUCCUCCUACUUUGAUGGAAGGAUUUCCUUCAUUUUGAUUGCUUUGGGAACUGUUCCAUGCCGUUGUUUGUUCAUUGAUUUGUGACCAUGACUAAUCAGACACACAAGUGGAAUUGAGGAAUUGGGUAAAACAGUUACCUGAACACUUAGUUUGCCAGCCUGAGGGAUUACAGGCAUUACCUGAACAUUGCUUUGAGAAUCUUGUUUAUACUUAUCAUGGACUUCCUGUUGUGGGAUGUGGGUAACUUUACAUUUUAUACGGGUUACACGCACAGUCCUCAGAGGUGUUUUGAAAGAACAGUUACUCUCCUGUUACUGAAGCUGUGUUUACUGUUGGGACCCUCGAGAGGAAUGACACUCAUGUUGUGUUACUGUGUUAAAGAUAAGUCCUGGGUAUGGGAAAAUGUUCCAGGAGAAAACAAAUUACAGAAACCUGGAAAAGAUAUAUGGAAUAUUUAUUUGUAUACCAUAAUUGGGCCAGAAAAAAAAAGAAUGACUAAAAUUUUUGACUGGAAUUAUUAGUUUGUACUUAUUUGUCAUGAAUACAAGUAUAUAUUUAAUUUUUGCAAACUGCUUUUACUUGUUUGUAUUUUUUCAUCAUAAGAGAAACAGAGCACGCUAAUACAUUUUUAAAAUCACGUUUUGCUGCAUCAGAGCAUUCCCUAAGAGUUGUCAUAGGGGCUCAUUAAGAGAAAGCUGCUUUUCUUUCAAAAAUACAGUUAUAGGCACCUAUAAUGCUCCUUUGGUUUGAGACACUUGGCCACCAUAUGCCAUAUUACUAGGCAAAAGAGAUUUCAAAUAAAAUAUACCUUUUUAACUAUUUCUAAUAAACACUGUUUGCUGUUGAUGCUAAGGCAGCCAACUUCUCAAAUAACAGUUUUAAAUAUAUCCAGACACUCUUAAAAUGGUAGGACUUCGUCCUAGUUGGCACUGUUCUCAGAAUUGGGAAUUAUCAAAUUGUAGCUAGCAUGUUAGAAAACCAUGAUAAUCCAUUAUUCUUCAUUGGCAAAACAAAAAACAGACAAUAAUAUCUCCAUAAGAGUUAAAUAACACAUCCACAGAAUAAAUUAGAUGCUAUUGUACUCUACAGUUAUAAAUAUUCAUAAAUAUGCUUUUCUGGGCUUUGAGCCUUAAUACUUGGCUCUUUGGUUUUGUUUUAAGAGAUUUGUACACAAUGCUACUCACGAUAUAAAAGACAGUCUUGAUACACCAUGAAUGUAUCAUCUUUCAGAGUACAGGCACACUGUUGGCAUUUCUUCCAUGCCAGUCACUGCAUUUGAUGAUGGAGCUACAAGAUUCUGAAUUUGGCCUUCAGAAAGAUGCGCAUAGUCUACUAGAGGGGACAUCAAGAUUCCAAAAGCAUUUUAAAUAAAAGGUCUACAGUUAGUGAAGAGAGAAUAGCUUAUUCAUCCCAGAGGCUUGGUUACAGUCUCAUGUAUGUGAAACUGUGUAGCUAAAAGACAUCAUCACAUAUUUGCUAUUACUGCUGGUAACUACAUGUGUGUCAUAGAAUAUCAAUGCUGGUAAGUCUCGAGAUCCAAAAUGCAUUCAUACAAUGAGUGUUUAAAGUAUGUAGACAGGGACUGAGUUGUGAAGGAGCAACACAAGGAUCUUCAAAUUAUCAAAAAUGCCAAAAUGAAGUCUGGAGACCUCCUUCAGUCUCUGUACUACAACCUAUAUCCUAUUUUUAGUGUAAAAUAUCACAGUUCCUGAGCCCAAGCCACAUAUGGGAUCAGAACAUUCUUCUUGUGCACAGAGUGAAUGGAACUCGCAGUUUUCUAAUCUAUGUCGUAUUUAUAAUUUAAUGGCCAUUCUGUACUAAGUAAAUAUAGAAGCCACUAUUGAACUAGAGAGCGAAUGCAGUUUGCAAAAUGAAAGUGUGGCAGUUCCAGACAUUCUUAUUAAACUCUAGUCUUAAAAAGGGAUGAAGGCUGAUCUAUUCACCUUGAUGACAAUGGCCUGCAAAGGUAGGGACUGUGGGAACUGUGUGCUUAGCGACGAGGAGUUUCACAGUGCUUGAGGGGCAUUCUCUUUUGCUCGUCAGUGCUCCAUUGGGGAGAAAUAUCAAAUCCCCCCUAGGCUCAGGCUGAUUUCAUGACUAGCUGGUAAGAUGACUCAUGCUUUGUUGUCAAGAUCCUGUUUAGUCUCAAGAAUAAUGAAGACUAAUAUUUGUAUCAAUAUACUCAACUUUCCAAUGCUUUGGUUUCCCAAACUCUUACUUUCUUAAACACCCUCAGAAUGUGACAUUCCUGCAGAGGGCACUGAGAAAGGAGCUCAUUCAUGGAAAAGGCUUCUCGCAGAUGCAUUGUUUCCAUUCACUGCCUGUGGAAGAAUUUAAGACAAAUCUGAUUGUGAUGAGUGGAAUUGCACAGCACGGGAAUUUGGCCCCCUUGGGGAUUAUGUAGAAG
Messenger RNA from Mastomys coucha (southern multimammate mouse), 9200 nucleotides. It is a transcript of the gene Hecw2, whose product is annotated as HECT, C2 and WW domain containing E3 ubiquitin protein ligase 2. The transcript is spliced from 29 exons. Gene Ontology annotation, biological process: regulation of dendrite morphogenesis. The coding region runs from base 605 to 5338 and encodes 1577 amino acids. The record is from RefSeq and is a predicted model, not a curated record. Gene Ontology annotation, molecular function: protein binding; ubiquitin-protein transferase activity. NCBI's taxonomy places the organism in Eukaryota, Metazoa, Chordata, Mammalia, Rodentia, Muridae.